AUGAGAAGCAAGGAAAUAAAUAAACUAAAUGCGCAAAUCGCGUGGUGUAAAGGAUUUACAACUAAAAUAGAGAAACUUUUAAACGAAACGGACAAUCCUUUGGAUCAAGAAUCAGCAAUAAUCAGAUUAGAACAAACUGAAGCAAACUUUAAAAAAUACAAUGACUUGACUCUGGAGCUAGCCAUAUUAACAGAAAAGGAUUCAUCUGAAGACUUUGAAGACCACGAUGAACACGAGGAGAGAACCAUAAAAAUCAUCUCACGAUUACGGAGGAUAACCUCAAAAGCGCCCACAACCAAUACGUCGUCGGCAUCGUCGAAAACAAAAGUAGAAGAUACGGACGUAACCAGUCAUCAUGGUGGAGUGCGGUUGCCGGAGAUCGACAUCCCCACGUACGACGGGAAGGAUUACACAAAAUACGUCGCGUUCAUCGAGCUCUUCGACGCGAUAAUAGACUCCAGUGAAAAGUUAAAACAAGUGCAAAAACUAUACUACUUGAAAAAAUACCUGAAAGGUGAAGCAUUAGCGUUAAUUGAAGGUCUUCCAUUAACCUGCGAAUCAUAUGUUAAAGCCAGAGAGCUAAUUAAAUUGCGGUAUGACAAUAAAUUUCUGGUAAUAAACAAUCAUAUCCAAGCUAUAAUAGAUAGCACACCCAUUGUAAAAGGUUCUGCAAGCAACCUGCGGGACGUGGUAGCCAAUACUCGUCAGCAUCUAGGCGCCCUUAAGGCCCUAGGUCAGCCAACAGAGCAAUGGGACUUAAUUGUACUAACUAUUAUCUUAAAAAAGGUGGAUCAGUUUUCAUGCAGAGCCUAUCAUCAAGAAAGGGACAGUGACAAGAUGCCAAAUCUCGAAGACUUCUUGUCAUUUCUGGAGAGGAGAGCCAGCAGCUUUGAAGAAAGCCAACAAAGCGAAGACCGUGACCUACGGGCAAAAAAGUUCGAGUUUCCUGGCGACAAGAUGUCUAGAGGAGCUGGCGACAAGGUAUGAGGCAGAGCUUCCUAAAGCAGCAGAGGUGGUCCGCACUGCAAUGUAU
Cydia splendana is the source of this 1033-nucleotide messenger RNA. RefSeq lists its product as uncharacterized. The coding region runs from base 1 to 987 and encodes 328 amino acids. The record is from RefSeq and is a predicted model, not a curated record. NCBI's taxonomy places the organism in Eukaryota, Metazoa, Arthropoda, Insecta, Lepidoptera, Tortricidae. The transcript is spliced from 2 exons.